UCCCUAUUAGACAAUCUUUUUUCAUCUCUCGUUGAAGCCCGACUUAGCAAGGGCCGAAACAAAAGUUUGAAAAAGCUCAUAGAAGAUGUGCUUGUUCUUGUUUGAGCCUUGGGAAACCUUCGCCUUUGUGUCUUGUCUGCUUUUUGAAUGAAUGCCCAAAGUCCCUCUGCACUUACAAGGUUGAAGAGCUCCUGAGUGGAAGUUGAAGAUGUACUACAUAAUGCAGACCGAGGCAGCAAGGAAAGAAGUAACCCAGAUUGAAUGCAACUCGGAAAGGUUAAUACCUAAAUGCAGAUCACAUCACCGCCAUUGCAUCAAGGUGAGUCCAACAAAGACUUCAGUCAAGGCUACGUGGCGUUGCAGGUACGUUUCAGUUGACAGUGCCUUCACUUCUGCCCAUACUGGUGUAUGAAUGUGAAUGAAUGUCAGUCUACACCAGGGCAGAUGUGUGAAUGAGGAGUGAAUGAAUAAUGGGUACAUUGAAAAAGACAAUCAAAGCUAAUUCAUUGUUGUGAUAACAGCUAAGGACUAUUCGUGACUGUGAUACAUGAUGAUAUCAUCAAUAAAGUGGUGGAUUUGUACUACAGAAACGUAAAAUCUCUGCACCGAGACAAAAACCUUGGUUGGAAAGCAGGUCCAUAUAUCACUCACACAGAGUCACCAAACUAUACCAUGGAUGUAUUGUUUUUUUUGGGCCUUCUCAAACCAUUCAUUGAUUCAUUUUCUAGCGCUUAUCCUUACAGAGGUGGGGUACACCCUGGACUGGUGGCCAGCCAAUCACAGGGCACAUAUAGACAAAUAACCAUUCACACUCACAUUCAUACCUAUGGACAAUUUGGAGUCGCCAAUUAACCUAGCAUGUUUUUGGAAUGUGGGAGGAAACCGGAGUACCCAGGAACUCCACAACAGAGAUGCCCUCGGGUGGAAUGGAACUCGGGUCUCCUAGCUGUGUGGCCUGCGCGCUAACCACUCAUAGACUGUGCAGCCUCUUCUCAAACCAUUUGGAGACAAUUCUGAUUCAACCAUUAAAAGUGAUGAAAACAGGCUAGAGAUUGUUGGACCUCAUCUCAAAAGCAUCCAAGAUUGAAUAAGUCUGCCUCCGAUAUAAUGGUGUCUGAUGCUCUGAUCCUCGCGGUUCCCAAUUUGAAAAAGUCUUAACUUUGAGAUAAGGUCACUCUAUCAUUGACCUUAUCUGUGCCUUGAAGGGUCCAGACAACCAGCGCAAUUAACAUCAAAUUUUCCGCAUGGAUAGUUUGAAGUGAGGAAACUAUUUUCAAGACUUUGGAUGGACUUUUUCAACAACUACAGUACACUCAGGGACAUGAAGUUAGUAGAGUGGUUGGCAGUUGUGGGGAACUUUGUGUAAAAUUGGACAAGAGCCAGUUACAUGCAGGCAGAUUUCUUCUGGGAGAAUACCGUCUGUUCAUGUCAGGCCUGUCUCGAGAGAAAAGAGCUGGCAAGAUUUGGUGGACUUUUAUUCAGUGGACACAGAUCAACUGUUGGAUGUCCUGGAUCCAUAUGGAUGAGAGUCCCUUCCACAGCCACAACGGUGCCACUAUAUGUGCAAAGGUUUUACAGACUUAUUGUGGUUUCUAUUGUUUGUCCAUAAAGAUACAAAAUGAAAAGAUAGAGCACGCUGAAAGCUACAAAUAUCCAGGCCAAACAGUGAUUGAGACUUAAGGCUGGCAGAUACAAAGAUAUCCUAUGCAACAAAAAAGUUCCUGUUGUCCACAGAAGAAGGACCUUUAACUAAUUGUACUACCGACAAUGACUUACGCAUGUGAAACCUGGACAAAGUUGGCACGGAACAGACGGAACAGUAAAUGUAAUUGUACAGAAAUGCUAUGCAUAUUCGAAGGGCAAAUAAUCUUUUUCAUAUCUAGAUGGCAGCUACAGGUGCUAAUGUUUUACUGCACAUUAAAUGGUGGCAUCAAGUACAGCGCAGCAUAAAUGGAUAAAAAUAUUCUGAGCGAGUCUCACAAUUAUUGUAUACAUUACCUUGGAGGGAGUAGGGUGUGUAGGCCUCCAUGGCCACAAUGCUAAUCAUGCUUAAAGGCCAAAGGAAGAAAAACAGACGAAUAAACCUGCACUGCAAAGGCUGCAAAGCACCAAGCAUGACAAUUGGAAAUGUACCUCAAGGCAAAACGGUAAAAUACAUUCUCUUUAUUCAUCUCUUCUCCUGCUCUCCCUUAUAGAGGAGUUAUACCAGAUUAAUGUCAGAAGCACAGUCAAGAACUUUCAGGAAGCAAUGGCGCACAGUCGGAAAACCUCUCAGUCAGAAGUACAAUGAGGAGAGGGUAAUACAGGAAGUAUUGAACCCAACCGACAUCAGCGCCCGGGCAAAUAUUAAUCCGACAACUUUUACAUUGUGCAUGUUGGACUCACUUUCUGAAUGUCGCUAUGGAUCCUUGUAAGGAUCGCCCCGCAGAUGCACCUGAUCCGUGGCUGUGUCCGGACAGCAGGCUCUCUGUCUCGAAAGUAAACACCCCAUCGCGGUCAUCAGGAACAUCCAGGAGCUCUCCGUUAUGCCACAUGCCCAUUGUGCCUUCCAUCGACUGAUAUCUGAUGUCUAUGGUUACGCUGGUCUGGAAAAGAAGAGGAAAGCUCCAUUAUACACGCGUCUUUGACCAGAAUUGGUCCGAAUGACCCCAAAUAUAAGACCGCCUCACAAUCAUUUUCAAGACCUGUUCUUGGGGAAAAUAUUUAAUGACAAAUCAAAGACAUAUGUAAUCUUAUUUUAAAAUUGGGUUUUCAAUAUCAGUAAAAUAAGCACGAGUAGGUUAGAAAAUAAUGGCUACAAUGGCUUCAUGAUUAUCUUCAAAUUGGCAUCAUAGCUCCUCUAAUCUUGGAGCUACUUUUUCUGAGGCGUCUCCGUAUCUGCAGUCCUGGCGUGUGUGCAUGACGGGCAGAGAAGUCGCGGCCUUGGCGCCACCUGCUGGUUUUUUGUAGACCCCGAAUAUAAGACAACGGUCAAUCACAUUACUAGACUUGUGACAAAAUGCGUAUCCUGCAACUGAUGAAUUUUUUGCCAUUUUUGUGGUCUGGAAUCGACCAUUUUCAUGGAUGGAUGGAUAUUUACUUCUUUGCCAAUCACAGUUACACUAUGGCUUAAAGCUGUAAAUGUCCUUUAUAUACCUAAACCUAUGAUUCUUCCUAGUGCUGUGUACAAUCACACACAUUUUACACCACCACCCUGAGGCUAACUUGUGUAACAUUUCAGAUUUAAUGAAUUAAAUUGUGUGUGAAAGCAGCUGUCAUUAUAGGAAAUGAACUCUGCCAGUGCUAUAAAUCAUCUCCACGGUGCCUGCUGGGCUAAAAAUUAGGGUGACAGUAGUUUAAUCCCCUUCAGAAACAAUGGUGACACUGAAGUUUGUCUUCUGUGCCUCCUAUGGGGUUUGUUUUGACUGUUUAUUCUCCUGGCUUUUACUUAAUUUUUGUAAUGUAAUGUUUUCGUUCUCUCUCUUUCUGAGCAUUCCCUUAUAUGUAAUAUUCUCACAGGGUAGUCAGUGUAGCUUUAUUUUUUGUUACUAUAGCAACCAGUGUUUUCAGUAUUUGCAAUUGAAAGGGUUAACCUUGGGCUUCGGUUCUUCACACCACGGUCUUCUUAAUUGUCUGUAUGUGUGCAUGCAUGACUCCCCUUCAUGUGUAUGUGGUAAGCCUUAAAGCGCUCCCACGGUGUGUGUUAUGGUGUGAAAAACAAUCCCAUCAGCACGCCCAGAUCCACCAGCACAACUGUGCACUACAGGGAAGCUUUAAACCCACUCCAUUACUGGUCUUAUUCCCACAUACAUAGAGUAUGAGACCUAUAAUUUGGAAAAACGUGCACCGACCCUCUCUUUGUUGUUCCAAAAAACAGUUUCACUCAAUAGCUUACUGCAAGAGUACAGAUGAUGCUAAGAGACUAUGUUUGUUUCAAGCAUUAAGGAUAAUCAUGUGUGUGCAAAAUUUCAAAUGUCUGAAAAGGAGGAAUCCUACCCCUUCAUGUUUGUUACUGAUUUUUGCAUCUUGACACUUGCAAACACUUUGUUUACAUUUUGUCAUUUCGGUUUUGGUCACUUUUUGCAACAUUCUCAUUUUAAAAACGCUCGCGAUGGCCGUCACUGGUAGUGUGCAAGCGCUGACUCACAUUUAUGGAUGUGUUGUUAUCAUCUACGAGUGUGUCAGUCAACUCGAGCUGCCCCUCCUCCGCCACCUUCUGAAGCACCAUGCAGAAAGUCCCCACCAAUCUACAGGGGGGGAGAAGAAAACAGCACCAAUCAAUAUGUACCAUUAUGUGUGUCCACCACAGAUUAACAUGUGUUGUCCUGCUGUUGGCAGUAAAGACAUUUAAUCAUUAUCACAGUUCCGUUUGAGGCAUGUACUCGACUCCCUCGCUGUAAGAUGGUGAAGAGUGUGACAGCCAUGGCUGUUGAGGAGGAUGAGCUGUGACAAGCGUUGAGAAAACUCUACGCUGCUCUAUCAGUUCAUUUUCUUUGACAUAGAGGCCAUUAUAAGAAUAAUAAACCGGUUUGCUUGUCGUCACAAUUAGGCAUACUCUAUCCUUGCUAGAUUUCUGCCAAAAAUAAUUGCGGCAACAAAUAUGGUAGAUGUUUGCGUUAUUCCAGUGUCACCAGUUUUUAAAUAACUGUAAUACUAUUAACAUUUAUACAAGUGGAAUCACAAAGUAACCAGAAUAGGUGUAAAAUACAAUACAAUUUAACUGUGGAACACUAGACCAGAUUUGGAUUUGACAAACUGUACCUAUUGAUUUAUCUUAAUCAAAUAUCAUGACGUUAUUACUACCACAUCACCGCUAUCAGAGACAUCCAAUUGACAUAAACACUAGAUAUUAUGAGGCCUGCCAACAGCUUAGACAGUGGACUCUUCCGCCACACUGAGGUGCUUGUUACUUAAAAUUAAGUCAAAUCAAGUAAAAACACAUUCAUUACAUCCUGUUCCGCCUCCAAAAACAUCCUUCCAUCUAUUUUCAAUACCGCUUAUCCUCACUAGCGUCGCGGGCAUGCUGGAGCCCAUCCCAGCUGUCUUCGGGCGAGAGGCGGGGUACACCCUGGACUGGUGGCCAGCCAAUCACAGGGCACAUAUAGACAAACAACCAUUCACACUCACAUUCAUACCUAUGGACAAUUUGGAGUCGCCAAUUAACCAAGCAUGUUUUUGAACAUGGAAUUGAACUGGGCUCUCCAAGCUGUGAGGUCUGCAUGCUAACCACUCGCCUGCCGUGCAGCCCUCCAAAAACAUAUUGUUACAAAUUAGGCGAAUACAUGCAGUUAUGAUUCUACACUGUGAGUCACCUGACCUGGUCAAUUAGAGCUCGUGAAUAAUUUAAAGCGCUUACCCCAAAAGUGAUGCCCACAAAGUAAGGUCACAUACAAAGAACACACACAGUACGGCCACACUGAACCACAGGCUGAGCCAUCUCCUGCUUGCACUCUAUUAUGGCCAACAUAAACAUGCAGUAUAAGCGACCAUACAGGAGUGUGCAUAUUCAUUAGGACAGUCAUCAGAUGGAAAACACAAUCACCCAGUGGGAAAAGCCUGCAGGGAGGAAAAAUCUCGUAAAAGUAGCACGCACAAUCAAUAUUUGAAGCACUUAGCAGACAUAGAAAGAAAAUCUCAGAAUUACAGAGGAGGAGGAGGCUAUACUGUAUUCAUUCGUUCAUUCAUUCAUAUUCGAGCUGACUUCGAACGACUUCGAGAGGCGGGGUACACCCUGGACUGGUCGCCAGCCAAUCACAGGGCACAUAUAGACAAACAACCAUUCACACUCACAUUUAUACCUAUGGACAGUUUGGAGUGGCCAAUUAAAUGUGAGAUGAAGCUGUAGAAAACACAAAAGGAGAAUACGUAAGAUCUCUCACACAGUGAUGCCCAAAGAGAGAUUCAAACUUGUGACGCUAACCACUAGUAUAUAUACCACUCUAUAACCACUUGUAUAUUUAAUACUAUGUAGUGCUGUCAAGUGAUUAGAAUACUUUUUUUUGCCUCCCGCACAAAGUCAGCUGGGAUAGGCUGAGGAUUAAGCAGCACAGAAAAUUAACGAAUGAAUUAAUGAAUAAUCACAAUUAAUUUGGAUUAAAAACAACCUCUAUUAUCAUCUCAUUCUUUUUCAUCCAUAUUAUUCCUGUUACAUUUUGCAUGAGCAAGGAGACUUAAGAAAGAAUGGAAUAGAAAUUGGUUCCAGAUCCAACCGCCAUAAGAGAUGGCUGCUGCUCAUACCAUAUGGCAAGCUACCAAUCUAACAAGUUUUAUUUUAAAAAGACAAAGUGAGAAGCCAUAACGUACCACAUCCACAUGGAAUGGGAGGAGAACUUUUUUUCACUCUAUUAUGUCGGCCAUGGCUGACUACAUGCAGUUGUAAGGUAAUGUAAAAUAAACUAAUAUCUCAUCAGUGUAACACUACUGAUUCCUAGCGGCCAGAAUACUACAUAUGACUUGUCUUUCAACAUUUUUUGACUAAUAAUAGGCCGUGGUCAGCCAACAAAAAGCAAUUAUUUAUUAAUUAAUUCUGAAAAAAUACAAUAGAGUGAGGUAGCGAGGGAUGACUGUGUAUGCACUGAAUUCUUAUUUAUUAACAUAUGGAUAUAACCCCUAUGCUCAGCAAAAAAUAAGUACUUUGACACCACCUGUGGGUUUGCAUGUAUGAAUCUCUAGAAUGUAAGACAACCUGCCAUUUUGUGGCUUAUUUUGAAAGAAAAACUCUUAUAUUGCAGUCAGCUGAUGGAUCUUAGUGAUGUUUUAGGUGGUCAUUUCCUGUUUUCCGCUUUGAAAAACGUCCACCAGAAGAACUGUGGUGGCAAUUACCAGUGCCCUUCUGUUGAACUGACAGCACAUCUGUCAACAUGGCUACCACCAACUUUUUUUUCUGAGGAUUGCCAGUGGACACACACAUAAAGACAAAAACAGUGUUUAAUAGCUGUGUGGGCGACAUGUGGAAGCAUGCGGACCAAUAACAAGCAGCCGUUACUAUCUGGAUGAAGCUGAGAGGUGGAACAGGGAAAGUAAAAUAUGACAGCAAAUAUUAAUAGCUGUGAUUUUUUUUCAUUAGUUUGUGUCAAUACAGUGUUACAAACACACAAUAAUUAAAGCAUGAAGCAGGCUCCACAUGACAUUCCACUUCCAUCAUCUAUCACGUCACCGUGUAUUCAUCAUGAUUUGCUAGUCAGGCCCAUUACGGACGAUCUAAUCCACUUUCAGAGUUCUCCUGAUGGGAAACUCAUUGAGGACCUGCUGGUGAUGCGAAGGAGACCACCUAAAUCGAGCCAGAACCAAGACAAUAGUGCAAUUGUGAAACAGGGCAUUAAAUGAGAAAAUGCGAUCAAAGAUUGGAUUUAAGUACUGCGACACCAGAGAAGGCUUUGUGGUCUGCACACUAUUGCACAAACAAGUGACUCAAUUUAGUACAAGCACUUUGGGGCUUCGUCGUUUCUUCCUCUUUAGUUGAAGUUGUGUCAUUUAUAACCAAUCACAUGCUGUUGUAAGGAGGGCAGAAACAGAAACAAUUCUAUGUUGGAAUCAUGCUUGAUGUGAUCAUCACGGCUAUACCUGUUAGUGAAGACUUUGCUAUAAUUGUACACUUGGAUCUCCAGCAUCUCGCUUCCAUCCAGGCUGCUGGCAAUCGGCCAUCGAAACGUCUGAAAGAGGCACAAACCGAAUAGUUAAAAACAUAACAGAACAGUAACCAAUAACCAGUUUUAAUAUGCUUGUCCAGUAUUAGGUCUAUACCUUUAUUUUGGGCGACACUACUUGAUAUUUUAUUACAUUAGAACAUCUGAGGUUGAAUAAGGUGUUCUCUGCAGGUCAUACGCAUUCUCCAUUGUUCCACUGUUCCAAGAUGAAGGCUGAAAGGGUAAUUUAAAACCCAUUUAACGUCUCCUGCUGUUGUUGGCCUCUCAUUCAUGAAAACACUGCAGGCUGUCAGGCAGGCGAUCCAUCAGCCUUUUGUUUCUCUCAUUAACCAAAUCCUGGGGUUUCCCACCUGCUAAUCUUUAUGGAUCCAACAAACAACGACCAUAUGCACACUCUGCACAAAUUUUUCAUGAAUCACAGCACAUGUGGCUAAAGUUGAGUAAAUGAUACACACAAUCAUACACACCAGUAGAAACCUAAUUUUGUUAACACCUACAGACAAUAGAGAGCCAUGUUAAUUUCCCCAGAGUAAAAAGACAGCAACUCACUGACAAUAAAUGCACUAUAUGUGCAGUGUGUUUACAGGCUUCUCUGCACACGCAAAGUCACAUGCACUAAUUCAAGGAUUCUGCCUGCAGGUUGUUGUCAUCGUAUAUUCGUACUCGUACCCCAAGCCAUGCUGCAACACUGAAACACACAAGCAUGCAAAAUACUGACGUUACAGUCAUGACAAUUUUAUAAAAAAUAAAGUUGCAAACUCGUUUGAGAUGAUUGCAAAUUACACUAUAUUCACAGAAUAAUACAUUAUUUUCUGACCUGGAAAAUAAAUUAUAAUUUAAAUGUACUUGAAAUGUCCCACUAAAACCAGUGCAAAACAAAUGCGGUCUUUGAUGGAUAUCAGCCUGCAACAUGCUUCAAAAGUUAACAUUUAAAUCCCCAUGAUAUAAAAGAAAUGAAAUCUAUAACCCUAUUUAUAGAACCAAUUUAAAAGAUCAGUAUGUGUUAUUGCUGAGUGAACUUCUUCCAAACGCUCAAAACCAAAUGGCUGAAUGGCUGACAACACCAUUUCCGCAAGACCAAUUUUAUGCACUAUAAAACACAAAUUAGUUUUGCACAGGUGUUUCCCUUUAGUUAUGAAGGUAAUUGGGUACUUAGGAAAUUCUAAAAAAUCCAUUUAGGGAAGCCGUGAUGAAAUAAAUGAUGUCCCGUAAGUGAUGUGCAUAGAUUUGGGCAUAACAGGCUCCCAAAAGGUGAUCAUUCAAUUUGAUUGUAUACUAUAUGAUACUGCGCUGUCAUUAACAUUUCUUCCAAGUCCAGCCACACAAGGCUUGUGUCAUGAAGUAUAUGCGAGAACAAACACAAAAAAGGUUUGACAAGAAUGGUGACCCAUGUUUGGAAGCCAUUUAUCAUUUAUGUGAGCAAUGAACGGGUGGAAAAAUCCUGCAUUGUUAAUGAACGUAACAAAGUUAAGUUCAGUACCUUUAUCUAGAUUCACAUAAAAGUUUCCUUAGCUAUUGUCUCAAUCCUCUGCACUAUGUUGUGGAAAGAAUUUUACACGCUGAGACACACAAAUAAACAAAGCCAAACAAGACAAGCAACAGGAUUUGACUACUAGAGUUUGAGACAAAAACACUGUACAGUACAUUUAACCGCUAUCAAACCCAUUCCAGGCAAAAUACAAUAUAUCACAAAAAUAAGCGCUUUACUCAGAUUUCAGCAACCAGUUCAUUAUAUGUUCUCAGUGGACAAUACUAUAGAAAUGAAACUAUAACUUAAGCAUAAUCAGCUUGAAAAGCAGUGUAAUUCACCUUGCAGGCCAUCAUGCUACCACCACCAUGUUUUGACUGUGGACAAGGCCCAAGUAUUCACUUAUAUUUAGACAGUAAUGUCUAUGUGCUGGUUACGUUCAGUGGUACUGCUAUACAAACUGUAUACUAACAACUUUUAUUGUCUUUUUGAGAGGAUAUAACAAACAUUAUGGUAAAAUGAAAACAAGCAACUGACUGGUUGAGUUUUACAGUUAUCUCUUUUAUCUGGGCUGUCAAAAAUGGCUCAUUACUACUCAAAGAUGUUGCCCUGAACCAUCCGUACAGUACCACAGCCUAAUUGGCGCGGUGGCGGUGUUCUCAUUAAAAGUGACACAGGUACGAUCUCAAUAACCAGAAGCCGUGAUGUCACAUGCUGUCUAUCACGAGAGCUAUGUGCUCAACAGAAGCGUGUAUUUUACUGCUGUGAUCCUAUUAUUAUUGUAACAUGGCAAUGCCGGGGCAAUCAUGUCAUAUCUUAGGACUGUUGCCAUGGUCACAGAGAAAGAAAAGACCUCAAUAAUUAUGGUGUGUACUUCUUUUUUUUUUGCAGAUGAAUGGCAGCACUUUGAAAAAUGUCAUAUUGACAGCAACCCUACCUUUUAUCUGGGUAGAGUUUCUCCACAGCGCAAGAGACUCCCAGUGGCUGCUAAUGGGAGGGUCACUGAGUUCCAGCCCCUCUGCGUCUGUCUGCUGGUGCGUCUCUCCUUGCAGCUGUGCGCCACACGCACCAUGGCUCUGUGCACAAGUAGCACACUCCUGGCGCUCCUUGUCGCUUUCUGCACACCUGGACGCGGAUGGACAGCAGAGAAGCCCUUGCGGUCGCAUAAUGGGAGGCCGACUUCAAUGGAUAAGAGCCCGAGAGAGAGCUGGGAGCCUUCUAUUCUUCUGGAUGGAAGUCCCGUGGACCGCUUUGUGGUCGGCUCCAACAAACCAAUGAGAACUCACCGCUACACGAGAGUCGGCAAGGAGAGCCGCUCACACCCGGUGGAGGAUGUAGAUCCCGAAUGGGUAAACCUUGACGGCUUUGCUGUGCUGAGCGCCGCACCUGUCAGCAACUCAUCAACAGGCCCAGCCAGAUCGACAUAUACAGCAUCCAGGAAUCAGACCUUUCUGAAGCGUGCUAACAGAGUGAACAGAACAGCUCACCGUCCGGGUGCCUCUAACCCUAGGACAUACAGGAGAAGGGCUCCACAGUCCUCCUCUGGACCUCGGCCACCUGACAGAUUUCUGACAAGGACAACUUUACUGGAGAGGAGACACCAGCACCAUACCAAGCCUCAGUCUGACCAGAGGAACCGUAACUUGCCCAAAUUAACAUCUGAGUCCGUUCAUGUGGUGUCACUGCAGGCACAGAAAGCCCUGGGUCAGAGCGCUCCUGCUAACAGAGCGGCAACCAAAUUAACCACACCAGAACCUCCUGGGUAUGAAGCUAAGGACAUCAGUGUCAGGGUCAUAUCUCCUAAAUCAGUCCUCAUCUCCUGGGUUGACCCUGCUGUAGAAAUGUUGAAGGUUGAGUCCAGUGAACUCAGAUUCUACACAAUCAGGCACAGAGAGAAGGGAGAGUCAGCACGCUGGGAGUACAGGAACACCACCCAGCGGAGACUGAUGAUAGACACCCUGUAUGCAGAUAGCAUGUAUGAGUUUUCCGUCAGAAUCUCAGAGGGGGGAAAUGAAGGAAAGUGGAGCGUAUCUGUCUUUCAGAGGACCCCUGAGUCAGCUCCAUCUGGGCCACCGGAGAACUUUGAGGUCAAACCACUACGGGGGAAAGGGACUGCUGUGACCGCCACAUGGGAUCCUCCUGAAGAAACCAAUGGGAGGAUUCGAGAGUACAUCCUUUCUUAUGCACCCGCAUUGAAGCCAUUUGGAAUGAAAAGUGUGACAUAUCGUGGCAGCACAACCUCAGCUACCAUAGAUGGUCUCACACCUGGAGAUCGGUACAUCUUUAAGAUCAAGGCCACCAACAGGAGGGGACAAGGACCACAAAGCAAAGCCUUCAGUGUUGUCAUGCCAGGAUCCAGCAGUGCUGUUUCAUCAUCGUCAAGAACCAAGGCCAGCCAGAGAACGAGCCACAAGCCGUCCAAAUAUGAUGACAAAUCAGACCUCCAGUCAACAGAGGAACCAGAAGAACCAACCGCACCCAGUCAGCCGCGCAAAUCUGCCCCUGUGACCCGAUGGCGACGCCCACUUUCUCAGACUCGUUCUUAUCACAGCAUCUUCUCCUCUGUCAGAAGUUCAGUCAGGGGUGGAGCAAACAGAGGCAGAAACUCAGGCAGAGACGAUGAGGAUGAAGAUGACGAGAUGACAACCUUGCCUCCAGAAGAAGAAAUGACAACCACGGUGUUGGCGACAAAAGAACCAUAUAAUGAAGUUUCCCCUGAAUCUGAAGACGAAAUUGAUAGUGAAAUGGAUGAGCCCCCAACUCCUGAGACACCCAGCCUCAAAGUUGUUACACUCUCCCCAACUAAACCUGCUUCAUCACAGCAAAGAAAACCCUUCAAGAUUAGAGUCCAUCAAAGGGGAGGAGACCAUACUGGUUCCUCCUCAUCCUCCUCUUCAUUUCCCCCUAAAUCACCAUCAAUUUCUACUAUUACAGAAUCAGAUGCCAAUAGAAGGAAUAUAGCUUCUACUUAUCACCAGAGCAAAUACAUUUACAAUAAAGCCAGUAUAACAGAUAGCAAACCUACCAUUCCAGCUAUAAAGGAGAACACCCCACCGCCGCCUCAAACAGAGGAUAGAGCUGUGGGUAAGGGUUCUACUUCAUCUGCACGAACCAGCGGGUCUGGCCUCGGUGGUAGGUAUGGUUAUGGCAGAAGGAAUUUCGGACUUCCUUUUAGAGGAAAUUCAACCAGAAUCAUGAAUGGUUACAGACCUAGCACAACAUUAUUGUCACGUUUGCCGAGCAGAAUUCAGCACCAAGCAACAUCUCAGUCCACCUUACCAGACCCGUCUCACAACAAACAAACAUCAGAUGUAGAGAACAACAACAAAGCACUAUCAGACCCAUCUACUUCAGAGAAAUCACAGUCAACAUCCACAUUGAAUAGUGCAGAUGCAAGCAGCAGGAAUACUAACCCUUCUAUGUCACAGAGCACCUCACACUCAAAUCCAAAUAGAGGAUCUCAAAGCUCUUCAUAUAACCCAGAAAAUAAAGGGCUGGAGACAACCAAAGCUGAAGAGCCUACUUCAAGCUACAAAGAAGAACCCACAGAAGAGGCUAAAAAGGAGGAGAGCCCUUCUGAAAAAGAUCCUCAAACACAAACUCGUCCCUCCCUUGCUGAGAGAUUUAAAUUCCCAGGCAGGUCUAGUCUAGGAACGAGACUGUCCUCCUCAAGGCCAGGUGGCAGGACCCACAUGAGCAGAGUUUCAUCCUCCAUAGGGGCUGGCAGACCCAUUCUGAGGAUACCCACAAGGGACUCGGGGACCACAGGCUCUGCUGGAGUGUCCUCAGUACAGGAGACUAGCGAAGAUCCGACAGCCACAUCGACGCGUGACUCACUAAAGAACGAGAUGGUGGUGGAUUCCUUAAAGCCGUCAUUGACCAGUAAAAAUGCAGACUAUAGUGACUCCAGAAAUCCAACUUCUCCAUCUCCUUCAUCCUCUGCAAGAUCUUCCAACUCUGACUCUCGCCAUUCUAUAACCUCUAAUGAAGACUAUCUUGAUAAGACUAACAGUGGGAUAAAUAAACAUGUUGAUGAACCACUGGACCAAAACCAUCCCAUCCUAACAUCAGCUGAUCCCCACAGGAACACAGAGGAGAACGAGAGUGUAGCUACAAGAGAAACGCCAUCAAGGACUGGCUCAUCUUCUCUGAUCCCACCAUCUUACCGUCGUCCUAAUCUCGGAGUAAACGGAAGGAUACGCUCCCCUCUUUUGACAACAAGACAGUUCGGUGGAUCAAGACUUCCCACCAGAUCGCAUAACUCCAGGCCGGGUUCUUCAUCCUCGUCGUCUACCUCAUCUUCAUCAACAUUAACCAGGGUCACUCCUCUAAAAAGGGCUGGCGAACUCACGGAGUCCCAGUCUUCGUCACCAUCUUCAUCUCGAGACACCUUGAGAAGCCAAGGGAGUAGAAGUCGCUAUCCUAUCCUCAGAGGGAAAACAGCCAACGGAGGAGCUCUUAUGCCUGCCAAUGGAAAUGGUAAAAAUGAACAACCGAAUUUGACAGCAAAGGAUAAAGUGUCCUCCACUCAUGGAACCAGCAAGGCAGUCGGUCAACGGUUGAUUACCGGUCCCGAUGGGAACAAAUGGAUGGUAGAUUUGGAGUUGGGCAUUCUUAUGAAUCAAGAUGGACAAGUCCUGCAAGAUUCUCAAGGCAAACCCAAGAGAGUUGUUCUUGGCGCGGAUGGACGCACCAUUUUUGACCACUUGGGAAGCCCCUUGUUGAACCAGGAAGGCAUGGCUUUGUUCGGCCACGGUCGCGACAGUCGCCCUGUGGUCAACCCCAAAGAGAAGAUCCUUAUGGUUGGAGGAAAGCCGCUGCUUGGCUUGGACUUGCCUCGCCUCAGGACCACCACUACCACCACCACGACUAGCGCUCCCACUACUACGCCUGAACCCACUACUGCUGAGUGGACUACAGAAAAGUAUACCACUGAUGAACCCUACCCUACGUGUCCACCCGGAACCUUCUCCAAAACAGAUGAUUAUGGCGAUCCAAUGUUUGACUCCGAGGGAGUAUUAAACUGUUACACGGAAGAUGAGUUUAUGGUCCAGACCACCUUGCCACCAUCCACCACUACGACACUACCAACGACAACCACCGCCAGCCCCACCACAGCGAUCCCAACUCCAGAGCCUGAACCCACACAGUCUGGACGAGGACCUUCAUCUGAGUUUGAUCUCAGUGGGAAGAGGCGAUUCACAGCUCCUUAUGUGAACUACAUUCAGAAGGACCCAGGAGCUCCGUGCUCCCUCACAGAGGCUCUGGAGUACUUGCAAGUCGACGUCCUAGAAGACCUAAUCAAGAACGACAGUCUCUCCACCAAUCAGAAGGAGCCUCCCAAAAACAAACCCCAUAAUCUCACUGUGGUUGCCAUGGAGGGAUGCCAUUCAUUUAUCAUCCUGGACUGGGGACGUCCAUUGAAGGAUGAUAUGGUUUCAGGCUACAUGGUGCACAGUGCUUCAUAUGACGACGUGAUCAACAAUAGAUGGUCUUCUAAACCCUCCAGCGGGACACAUCUGGCUGUGGAGAAUCUCAAGCCCAACUCCAGGUACUACUUCAAAGUCCAGGCCAAGAAUGUAUUUGGCUUGGGACCAGUCAGCGAUACACUCACCUAUGUUACUGAAUCAGAUGAUCCUCUUCUCAUCGAAAGGCCGCCUGGUGGAGAACCCAUAUGGAUUCCCUUUUCUUUCCGAUAUAACUCCGCCCACAGUUCCUGUAAGGGCAGCCAGUACGUCAAGCGGACAUGGUACAGGAAGUUUGUGGGCGUGGUUUUGUGUAACUCUCUGCGAUAUAAGAUCUUCAUGGGAGACGGUCUUAGAGAACCCUUCUACAGUAUAGGAGAUACAUUUGGACAAGGAGAGGACCAUUGCCAGUUUGUGGACUCGUACAGGGACGGCAGGACUGGUCCCGCAUAUCUCUCAAGUACUCUACCUUCAGCUCAAGGAUAUUAUCGUGCCUACAGACAGCAGCCCGUCACGUUUGGAGUUAUUGGCAGAAGAACAGCCCACCCGUUUGUGGGUUGGUAUGAAUGUGGGGUGCCUAUCCCUGGCAAGUGGUAACGUAGGGUGGGGGGCGCUCCCAGCAAUCACACACAUGACAAAAAAGACUUUUGCCUAAUCCCACUUCAGCUUCACAUGAAAAGAACAUAAUACGUUUAUACAAGCAAGUGUAUCUUUGUAGUGUACUUUUUUUUAUUAACAUAAAGCGGUCUGUAUAUGAGGGGAAAAAGCAUGUGUGUUCUUGCUUUGUAUCAUUUUUUUUUCAACCAAACAACAGGUCCAUACGCAAUAUUAUUUAUCUCAUCAAAGCACAUUCAUAACAAUAGGCAAUUAACUUGUGUAUAGAUUUGUUCAUUUUCAGUCUGAAAAUUGAUAUAUUGUUUAUUAUUAGUUUCUGACAGCUACUUUAUUUUUACCACCAUGUUACCCUGUAUGUUUUUUUUAUAUAUGCAGACCACAUAACUGCUCAGGAGAUCGAAUAAAGGGGCCUUGGAAAACCACAGCAAUGAAAGAUCAGCAUCAUCUGACACAUUUCUUUAAUUUGUAUUUACUUAAUCAGAGCUUGAUCAAGUUCUACUUGAUCAAUCCAAUGGGAGAUAUGAGUCAUAACAUUUUCUUUAGCCAACCGGAGCAGUUAAAAUUCCAACUAAACAUCCAAAGCAACAUGUUGUGCGCAGAUGCACGUGAGAAAGAAGAAACGUGCAUACAGUAAAACUGACGUAAAAUCUUACCCCGCAGGACAGAAUGCCUUUGUUUUGUACCCAAAUCAGGAUACAAUAUUUCAAAGGGACAACAAUAAAUGUGUCGCUCAGCUUGCACUGCUGAAAAGUAACAAAUGAAAGGAAAUACUUUGCU
Doryrhamphus excisus (bluestripe pipefish) is the source of this 15950-nucleotide messenger RNA. Lineage: Eukaryota; Metazoa; Chordata; Actinopteri; Syngnathiformes; Syngnathidae. The record is from RefSeq and is a predicted model, not a curated record.